AUGAAAGCAUCAAGGUUCAACGAAGCCUUCACCAGAGUUAGAGAAAUGGGUUUUGAACCGACGGAAACCAACUUUGGAAAUGCCGUUGCGGCAAUCGGAUGGUGUAGUAAGUCGGUCUGGGAAGGGAAAAUGAAUCUUUUCAGGAGCUAUGGCUUAUCCGAUUCAGAGAUCUUGAAAGGGUUCAAGAAGCAACCGAGGAUCAUGAUGUUCCGACAAGAGAACACGAUAAAAAAGAUGAAUUUCUUCAUCAAGAGAUUGCAUUGGUGCCCUCAGAAGGUGAUGAUGGCUCCGCAUGUUUUGUUGCCGAGCUUUGAGAAGAGAAUAAUUCCUCGGCUCUCUGUUCUGUAUCUUUUGGUAACCCGAGGAGAGGUUGAGGAGAAGGAGAUCAGCUCGGUUAUGAAUUUUCUGAAAAUGGCUGAAAGAGAGUUUGUGGAGAAGUUUGUUGCGGCGUACAAAGAUCGAAUCCCUCAGAUCUCGGAGGCUAACGAGGGGAAGCUGAAGAUGGAGGAGAACCUUCAUACACUAAACAAGGUGUUCAUCAGGAACGAGUUCUUGGCAGGUGAGGAGGUGACAUUAUGA
Molecule: messenger RNA, 579 nt
Organism: Tarenaya hassleriana
Lineage: Eukaryota; Viridiplantae; Streptophyta; Magnoliopsida; Brassicales; Cleomaceae
Exons: 2
Coding region: 1-579 (192 amino acids)
Biological process (GO): chloroplast organization; regulation of DNA-templated transcription
Cellular component (GO): chloroplast
Molecular function (GO): double-stranded DNA binding
Source: RefSeq, a predicted model, not a curated record